UUUUGCUUUCUAACUCUCUAUAUAUAAUGCAAAAACAGGAGAGGCCUCCCAUUCAUUGAAAACAGUGAGUUUUCUUUCACAUUUCUUGUUUCUUUUAUUAGCAUUUGAGUGGGAUACGUUACCAACAGCCUAGCUUCUUAUCAGUUUUCAAGGCUCAUUUAACAUGUUCCUCAGCUACUUAAAACCUCUAACCUGAACCAUAUAUAUACACAGAGACGGAGAGAUAAAAAAAUUAACAUUCACAUACAAUUUCCGUAGUUCUGAUCUUGUGUUUGAUAUAUUUGCCAAAGAUGUUCCCAAGCUUUGAUCCUAAUGACAACGAAGCCGGUCUGAAGCUUUUGGAAGACCUCACGACAAAUGCAUGUCAAAUACAAGAAGAGGUUUUGCAGCAUAUACUAACUCUCAAUUCCAAAACUGAAUACCUUAGCAGCUUCCUCAAUGGCCUUUCUGAUAAGGCUAACUUCAAGGAGAAAGUUGAUGUUGUUAAUUAUGAAGAUAUCAGGCCUUUCAUCGAGCGAAUUGCCAAUGGAGACCCUUCAAAUAUCAUUUCAGCUCAUCCCAUCACUGAGCUUCUCACAAGCUCUGGAACUUCAGCAGGACAGCCCAAAAUGAUGCCUUCAACUGCUGAGGAUUUGGACAGGAAGACAUUCUUCUACAACCUUCUUGUCCCUUUGAUGAACAAGUAUAUAGAUGGCUUAGACCAAGGAAAAGGAAUGUAUUUUUUAUUUAUCAAACCUGAAAUUAGCACCCCUUCAGGCUUGAUGGCCAGACCUGUUUUAACCAGCUACUACAAGAGCAAUAACUUCAGAAAUCGACCUUUUAACCGAUACAACGUUUAUACAAGUCCUGAUGAGGCCAUCUUAUGUCCUGAUAACAAGCAGAGCAUGUACUGCCAGUUACUGUGUGGUUUAGUACAGCGAGAUGAAGUUAUUAGAGUGGGUGCAAUUUUUGCAUCUGCUUUCUUGCGAGCUAUCAAAUUCUUGGAAGACCACUGGCAGGAAUUAUGCUCCAACAUAAGAACAGCUUCUAUCAGUGAAUGGAUUGACGACCAAAGUUGCAGAAAUGCUGUAUUGUCAAUCUUGAAGAAACCCAAUUCAGAACUGGCCAGCUUGAUAGAAAAUGAAUGCAGCAGCAAAUCUUGGGAAGGGAUAAUCAAAAAGCUUUGGCCGAGAACCAAGUUUAUUGAAGUCAUUGUUACCGGUUCAAUGGCUCAGUAUAUAUCCACACUUGAAUUCUACAGCGGUGGCCUCCCUUUAGUUUCAAUAAUGUAUGCAUCUUCCGAAUGUUACUUCGGAUUCAAUUUAAAGCCAUUGAGCGAUCCUUCCGAUGUCUCCUACACUCUGCUACCCAAUAUGGCCUACUUUGAAUUCCUUCCUGUGGAGAGAGAUUCAGGAGAAGCAGUACAUCUGAAUGGUGUUUCUGAUCAGAAUUGUAUACAUGGGGAGGGUGAACAUAAGAAGAAGAAACAGAAGAAGAAAACAGACACCGUAGAUCUUGUGGAUGUGAAAGUUGGUCAAUACUACGAGCUUGUUGUGACUACUUUUACAGGGCUAUACAGAUACAGAGUUGGAGACAUUCUGAUGGUGACAGGUUUCUACAACAAUGCUCCUCAGUUCAGGUUUGUACAUCGGAGAAAUGUGGUCUUAAGCAUUGAUACAGACAAAACCAAUGAAGAGGAUCUGUUAAACGCAGUGACACAAGCGAAGCUACUGCUGGAGCCACUGGGGUUUCUUCUGACAGAGUACACUAGCUUUGCGGAUACGUUUUCAAUCCCAGGUCAUUAUGUACUGUUCUGGGAACUUAAAUCCAGAGGAAAUAAUGGUCCCCUGGAGCUUGAUCCGGAUCUCAUGGAGCAAUGCUGCUUCACAGUAGAAGAGGGGUUGGAUUAUGUUUACAGGAGGUGCAGGAAGAAGGAUAAGUCGAUAGGAGCAUUAGAGAUAAGGGUAGUGAAGCAUGGAACAUUUGAUGCACUCAUGGAUUUUUGCCUGUCUCAGGGAUCAUCCGUAAAUCAAUAUAAAACACCCAGGUGCAUCAAGUCCGAGGAAGCCUUGCAGAUUUUGGAUUCAAGAGUGAUUGGAAAUUAUUUCAGCAAGAAAACACCUUCCUGGGAGCCGUUUAAAAUGGAAUAAACAAUAACUUAAUUAGUAAAUAUGAACGAGUGCAAAUGAAGGGUCGCUUUGGCUCUUUGCGUUUUAAUUUAAGGAUUUGUAGUCUAGUCUAGUCUUGUCCUGAAUCUCUAAAUUGUUGAAAAUUACAGUAGUUCAGCUCAGAUGACACUUUGGUUUGCUUACUCAGAAAGAAAAAGCUUUUAUGAUAUAAUGGAUGUAGAUUAUUAAAAUUGAUCAAUGGUUAAGUGAUUGUAAAGCAAAUAAAUAGUACUACUACAACAUACAAGAGUGAGACACACGAGGAAAGUGAUGUAAACAGAGCUAGGGGUGUUGAAUGAUUAAAAGUGGUCAAUGUAGAUAUCCAUUAAAUUCAGAUUUGGCUUCAAAGUGCACUAUCA
Molecule: messenger RNA, 2506 nt
Organism: Mercurialis annua (annual mercury)
Lineage: Eukaryota; Viridiplantae; Streptophyta; Magnoliopsida; Malpighiales; Euphorbiaceae
Product: indole-3-acetic acid-amido synthetase GH3.17-like
Exons: 4
Coding region: 291-2129 (612 amino acids)
Cellular component (GO): cytoplasm
Molecular function (GO): acid-amino acid ligase activity
Source: RefSeq, a predicted model, not a curated record